AUGAACGCACACAUCGUCGCCGCCGCCAUCCCACCCGAUCUCGUCGCCGAUGCCCUUGCCGCCCUUACACCAACCCUCGCCACCACGCCCUACGAGCAGUUGCCGUUCACCAAGCGCGUCCUCGACGUCCUCGACCUUGAUCCCGUCACCUUUGGCGCUAUUCUCGCCGCCCUCCCCCUCGACGGCAUCGCCACCCUCCUCGGCUCUGCCUUUCGCAUCGGCUCCUUCCACGCCCACGCCGCACUCCCUGUCGAUCUUGCCAGCCUCCCGCCCGGGGCUGCUGCAGACUACGCCGACUAUGCCGUCCACAUUGACUAUCCGUUUUGGCUUGACGAUGUAGCCGACGCCGUCGACGAUGACAACAACAACAACAACAUCGCCGCCGAGCCGCGCGCCACCAUCCACCCUUCGGCCGCGCUCACCGUCCAGAUGCUUGUCAUGCUCACCGAGUUCAAGCCCUCGACCGGAGCCACAAGGCUUGUUCCUGGCUCGUCUGACCUGCGGCGGGCUCCAAGGCGGGCACCCAGCGGGGCGCUCCACGACAACGACGCCGCCUUCUUUGCCUCCGGCGCCGAGGACAUGGUCGGCUCGCCCGGCGACGUCCUCGUCUACUCUGGCCAGGACUGGCAUGCUACCGGCAUCAAUACCUCGUCUGCUCCGCGCUGGGCCCUCCUCGUCCAGCUCGUCCCCUACUACUACGCGCCCAUGGAGCCGCUCGCCAGAACGCUCUCGGCCUCGCCGCCGCCCUCCUCGGCCUUCCGCCACAUGCGCCCUGCUUUCACUUUCCGCGACGUAUUGCCCCGCGGCCGCUCGCCGUAUCCGCUGCAACCGUCUGGUCGUGGGCAUCGAUCCGCAUCACCGCCAUAG
Molecule: messenger RNA, 867 nt
Organism: Thecamonas trahens ATCC 50062
Lineage: Eukaryota; Apusomonadida; Apusomonadidae
Product: phytanoyl-CoA dioxygenase superfamily protein
Exons: 2
Coding region: 1-867 (288 amino acids)
Source: RefSeq, a predicted model, not a curated record